AUGCGGAACAAUAAGCAUGUAAACGCUGAUCAACUAACAAGGGAAAGAGCACGUGGUGCAGUUAGAACGGGUUGUAAGGCAAAUAUUGCACUUGUCAAGAAACAUAUGGGACCUAAUUGGAUUGUCAGUAACUUCAUAGAAACUCAUAAUCAUCCACUCUCGACUCCAUCAAAGGUUCUAACAACAUGCGCUAGGAUGUUAGGAUCCUUGCAUACUGUGUAUGUCCCUACUGUCUCUACAAAAAGCAGGAUGCUUGCAUAUUGCAUUUUGAAUUGUGAGAUAUUGGUUCAUGACAUGCUUGCAUAUUGUAUUUUGAAUUGUCAGGAUGCUUCUUGCAAGCUGAAAAUGAAGUUCUUGGAUAUAGCAGUGCAAGUUGAAAAUGAAGUUCUUGCAAGCAGUGCAAGUGGAGAAACAACAGGAGUUAAUAUGGAUUUUUUGAAUGUGGGGGCCCUGCAUUGUUCACUUAUUGCUCUUCUACUGUUCACAGAAAUUGAUCAUCUUACUAUUAGAAUUGAUCAUAGACCAAAAGGCAAUGGAAAUGGUAAUGCCCAGAAAAGAAUGAUUCACAACUGGAUCAAGACUUUACAUGAAGAGAAGAGAGACCCUGAAUUGGUUGACAAAGAUCUCAACGAUGCUUUUAAUUCUGCUCAGCUUGAAACUGCUGUGGAGGUUAUUCUGCUCUGCACUUCUUCGAAUCCUGCCCUUCGGCUGAAGAUGUCCGAAGUUGUUAAAAUACUUGAAUCUAUUUUUGGGCCAACAGAACAAACUGAAGAAACUCAUGGGGAAGUAACUUGCUGUAGGUCUUGCAGCUCCUCCAAAAGGUCUGAUGGUGCUAAUGAAGCCUCUUCUGUCAUCAUCGAAGCUAUUGAGCUCUCGGGGCCCAGAUGA
Messenger RNA from Zingiber officinale, 888 nucleotides. Its product is annotated as protein NSP-INTERACTING KINASE 1-like. The record is from RefSeq and is a predicted model, not a curated record. The transcript has 5 exons. The coding region runs from base 1 to 888 and encodes 295 amino acids. NCBI's taxonomy places the organism in Eukaryota, Viridiplantae, Streptophyta, Magnoliopsida, Zingiberales, Zingiberaceae.